GAGCGGGGGUCUAGCUUAGUGUCGAUCGACUUUGCUACUCUCUUCAAGUGCAUAAAUACCGCAUCGGCGACAUCGAGCUGACCCUCAAUAACUACGCCCACCGGGGAACACGCAAGGCUCGGUGGCUCCUCCGAACAUUCAUUCGCAUUCCUUGGAUCCUCAGACGUUUGCUAUGCAUGACCAGACGGGUUCCUUAGCCGGAACCCGAAGCAGGAAGACGAUCUGUGAUUUCUGGGCCAAUAGAACAUCUGCGGGCUGUCCAAAUGGAGGAUGGUAGGGAAAUGGCCCACUGUUCAAUUCGGGGGUUUAGGGCAGAUUACGGCCCCCCCGGAUAUCAGGCGCCGAUAUUAUCGGUCACGGAAACAACAUGCCAAACAUCUGGGCUUGGAUUGCGGGAUAUUAAUCAAGUCGAGGCAUAGACUCGCAUCGAUCUUCUCUGGCCGCCGGCAACUCUUUCACGUAACGAUGCCUGAAGACCGAUAAUACGUCAUGCCGCCACAAAGUCUCGAGUAUAUUUAACCCCUAGCUUCGCCCUUGACAGUUGUCCCCCGUCUCUUUUAGCUUCAGGAGAUCAGCUAGCACUAAUCUCGCAUCCCAAAUACCUUCAUAUCUUCCAAAAUGAGGACUACUAUCGCUGGUCUCGCUGUUUUCACGCUUGCAGCCACCGUUGCUGGCCAUGCGACUUUCCAGCAACUAUGGGUAGCCGGGGAAGACCAAGGGUCAACUUGCGCGAGACUUCCCGCAAACAACAACCCGGUCACGAGCGUGUCUUCGAGCGAUAUCCGCUGCAAUGUCGGCGGCACUAAGGCUGCUGCGAGCAAGUGCAGCGUACCAGCCGGAAGCACCGUCACCGUCGAGAUGCACCAGCAACCCGGCGACCGCGACUGCAGCAAGGAGGCAAUAGGAGGAAAUCACUUCGGGCCCGUGAUAGUGUACCUUAGCAAAGUUGGCGAUGCGGCCUCGGCCGACGGGUCAUCGUCCUGGUUCAAGAUCUUCGAGUUGGGCUACGACGCUGCCACCAAGACCUGGGGUAAUGAUCUCCUGAACGAAGGCUGUGGCAAGCAGGACAUCAAGAUCCCCUCCAACAUCGCGCCCGGCGACUAUCUCCUGCGUGCCGAGACCAUCGCGCUUCAUACCGCAUCCCAGUCCAACGGCGCCCAGUUCUACAUGACCUGCUACCAAAUCACGGUCACCGGUGGCGGUUCCGCGAAUCCGUCCGGGGUCCAGUUCCCCGGCGCGUACAGCUCGAGCGACCCCGGCAUCAAGGUCGACAUCUGGGGCAACGGCUUCCAGGAGUACAAGAUCCCCGGGCCCCCCGUGUACUCGGGCUAGUCUUCCCAUGCCGACGUUUUUUUCUCAGCAGCGCGUUCUCGGUGCUUCGCCGAGAGUGGAAGGUACGAGCAUGGUAGCAUGGUGAAUAUGUGGUGGUGCCUCUAAAAGAUGUGUGUAAUUAUUCUUUUUCGGAUAUUAAUGCAAACCCGAUGUGGUAUUAGGAGAUAGACGUUCGUGGAGAAAGAAAAUAUGCAUUUAAUUUAGGCUUUGAACACUUAAAUUUUGUUGUGCGACGAUGAACGUCGAGGUCCUCAGACGAGCGGGUUCGUUCUGUCUGGAAAAGGGGGUGUAACAGCGCAGCCAUCAUUUCGUCCUAAGACUUGUAUUGGUCCCAGUCAACCACUUUACGUAUUAAUUGGCAAUUGGUUCGAAUGUGCAAUACAAGUCUAUUAAUGUAUAGAAACCUACCCCGUAUAAUAAUAGGCACCUAAUCGAUUAGGCAUC
This is a messenger RNA of Durotheca rogersii, 1776 nucleotides long. Its product is annotated as glycoside hydrolase family 61 protein. The record is from RefSeq and is a predicted model, not a curated record. Bases 619 to 1332 code for a protein of 237 amino acids. The transcript has 5 exons. Lineage: Eukaryota; Fungi; Ascomycota; Sordariomycetes; Xylariales; Xylariaceae.